Messenger RNA from Symbiodinium sp. CCMP2592, 1833 nucleotides. NCBI's taxonomy places the organism in Eukaryota, Dinophyceae, Suessiales, Symbiodiniaceae. The record is from the annotation of a GenBank genome assembly.
AUGCCGGACGAGAAACCGAGCCGUUUGUCCUUCAGCAUAUCCUCGACAUACGACGACAGUCCAUUCGGUCUGCCGGAAAGCCCAUGGACGUCUACUCCAGGCAGUUUAUCGAACGAGCCGCUUUCGAAGACAGUCUUUCUCGUCCGUCAUGGUGAGGCUUUGCACAAUGUCGCAGAAAAGUCUGCUCUGCAACAGGCACUCGCCGACAACAGCAAGACCAAUGACGAGGCCUUGCAUCGAGAGGCCAUGGAGAUCGCGCGAAAGUCCGCAUUGAGCGACGAAGGUUUGAAAGAUGCCCCGUUGUCCGCGAAAGGCAAGGAACAGGCCGUUUCCACAGCGGCAACUAUCAUGAAGAUGUUGCUAGACGAUGCCGAUUUAAAGCCGCCGGAAGCCAUCUUCGUGUCACCUCUGCAACGUGCUCUACAGACAGCAGCGGUCAUGUUCCCCAACCACAGCCGCGUCCAUGUCCGCAACCUCCUUCGCGAGCGAUGCACCGGUUUUCCAUGCGAUGAGAGGAGUGAGGGCUGGGACUUGGCGGGGCGGAAGACCUUCAGCUACAUGAGCUUCGACGAAGACGUGGAAGAUACGGACAUCAUCUGUGACCUCGACGAUGCCGAGGUCAAUGCGCCAUUUCGCCGGUACAAGACCUGGCCCUUGAUCGAGGAGAAGCCCAUGCUGCGAAAGCGCACUGCCGGACUCGGGAAGUUGCUGCAGGACGCGAGUGCGGAGAGCGUGUGCUUGGUCACUCACAAGGCUUUCCUGCGUGAGUUGGAGCGCGGGCCCUUCAACCGACCGACAGCCUCGGAGUUCAGUAACUGUGAGGUGCGAGUCUACGACGUCCUCAUCUCCGACGGGGACAUCGUUCGUGCAGACUUGCGACGCGCAGUUGGGGCUCCUGCUUUACGUGGACAUGUGACCGGGGCAGCGGCAGCAGGCGGGGCGACAGAGAAACAGGUCCUGAGCGACGGAGGGAUUCUGGCUGGCCCCACGCUGAGCUUGAGCUUUGUCGGCAGACUCGCGGCCGUGUCGACACGUAGCGAGGAGCUCGGCGAGAGGCGCGGAGGCUCCACUCGGGCUGCGACGGCUGCACCCACAGCUAUCGACGUGGAGGACUUGUCGAAAGAGGAGGCCAAGGUUGAGACAAAGCUGCCCUUUGCAUGCCCCGUGUGCCAGCGUCCCAUGGACAAGAGUGUGGCCGGUGGAGCGGUGCGGUGUCCAUGUGGCGAGCUGGGUUUCCCCCGUGCUUCUGGCGGCUUCCUGGAUCUCACCAUCGCCUCGGCGAAGACGGCUGAGGAGGUGCUCAACGCCAAGGCGCCGGAGGAGGCACCGCCCGCAGUCGGCGGGGUCCCAGCUCAGAACCGUUCGCACAUGGGACGGAGACGAAUAGCCUUCGGCCCGAACUUGAACAAGCUCUCCGUUUUUCCAAGCAACCAUGUGUCAACAACCAGGUACAAGCUUUGGACAAUCAUUCCGCUGAACUUGUUCGAACAGUUUCACCGUAUAGCUAACGUUUGGUUCCUCAUCGUGUCCAUCUUGCAAAUGUUGCCUUACAAGAUCUCGCCGACGACUUCUUGGGCAACUUUGGUGCCUUUGUGUAUCGUGCUCAUCGCAACUUUCUGCAAGGAUGCUUACGAGGACUUCAAGAGAUGGAGGGAUGACCGCAGAGUCAACCAGCAGCUGUGUUCCGUGUUCACUCCCCAUGUGAACAACCAGACACGAGACUCCCGAGACAACUUCAAAGAGAUCGAGUGGUCUCAGGUGCAGGUGGGCAUGGACGAAACAAGGGACAUCACGAUCCAGAGCGAGUCCCUGACAGACUCGAAGAGCACGUAG